UACACCAAACGAAAUAAGUAUUUGGAAUUCCCUAGGCCUUCCCUUCGCACUCGGACCCUCGGGCUGUCAUCAAGAAAUUUCCCGAUCUAGUUAACGGUUCGCAUGGAGAAAGGAGGGGUAGACUCUGUUGCGUCACACCAAAAUCAGCUCCCACUCACACCAGAUGAUAGCUGGAGGAGGGAAAAGGAGAAUAUAUAUACCCCAUAACCUACCCUUCAAGGUGCUCUUAAUCCACAUAAAAGACAAAAACAAUCAAACUAUCCUACUCCAGAUCCCCACCUAAAAUUACAUUUCACCCAAUCAAUCACUCAUAUCAAAAUGUCUACCCAAGGAGGAGGUUGUUUCUGCAACCAGGUUCGUUCUUGACAUAAUCGAAUAGGGACUGGGUGGGGAUUUGAUUGAUACGUUAAGAUUUAAAAUUUACUGAUAAUAUACAAUACACAUUAGAUCCGUCUCCAGUUCACCGGUGAACCAAAACUCCACGCUCUCUGCCACUGCGCCGAUUGCAAGAAAAUCUCCGGCGGAGAUUAUAGCAACAACAUUGUUGUAACAGAAGAUAACUUCAAACUUCUUAGCGGUUCGUCCUCCUUUUCCCUCUUGUUCCAAUCCUCUCGCUGUGUUAUACAGGUUGUGUGCGCCAGAGGCUGAUAGCAGAACUCCAGGCACACCAAAGAAAAUCUCUAAGAAAGCCGAUACGGGCAAGGAGAUCACCUCUCACUUCUGCGGCGGUUGCGGUACUACUUGUUAUCGUACCGGCGAAUCCUUCCCCGGACAAGUUAUUCUCAAAGCUGGUGUGUUGGAUAGUGACGAAUGGGUAAAUACACAUACUCCCGCCGUCGAGUUGUUCGCUCCGGAGAGAGUAAAGAUGCAUGGUGCUGUUGAGGGCGCAGCUCAACUUACUGCC
This is a messenger RNA of Hymenoscyphus albidus, 904 nucleotides long. The record is from the annotation of a GenBank genome assembly. Lineage: Eukaryota; Fungi; Ascomycota; Leotiomycetes; Helotiales; Helotiaceae.